Messenger RNA from Tauraco erythrolophus (red-crested turaco), 1823 nucleotides. Lineage: Eukaryota; Metazoa; Chordata; Aves; Musophagiformes; Musophagidae. The record is from RefSeq and is a predicted model, not a curated record.
GCCGCUGAGAAGGGAAAGCCCACCAUCGACCACCUGCAGCCAUGGAAGGGGGUGUGCAGCUCCUCAACCGUGAUGGCCACAGCAUCUCCCACAACUCCAAGCGGCACUACCACGAUGCCUUCGUGUGCAUGAACCGCAUGCGUCAGCGCGGGCUGCUCUGCGACAUCGUGCUGCACGUGGGCACCAAGGAGAUCAAGGCGCACAAGGUGGUGCUGGCGUCGUGCAGCCCCUACUUCCACGCCAUGUUCACAAAUGAGAUGAGUGAGAGCCGCCAGACCCAUGUGACGCUGCACGACAUUGACCCCCAGGCCCUGGAGCAGCUGGUGCAAUACGCUUACACGGCUGAGAUUGUGGUGGGCGAGGGCAAUGUGCAGACACUUCUUCCUGCUGCCAGCCUGCUUCAGCUCAAUGGUGUGCGGGAUGCUUGCUGCAAGUUCCUACUCAGCCAGCUUGACCCAUCCAACUGCUUGGGGAUCCGGGGUUUCGCUGACACACACUCCUGCAGCGACCUCCUCAAGUCUGCGCACAAGUAUGUCCUCCAACAUUUCGUGGAGGUGUCCAAGACAGAGGAGUUCAUGUUGCUGCCUCUUAAACAGGUGCUGGACCUCAUUUCUAGUGACAGCCUCAAUGUGCCAUCAGAGGAGGAGGUGUACCGGGCUGUGCUCAGCUGGGUCAAACAUGAUGUGGACAGCAGAAGACAGCAUGUCCCCAGGAUACAGGGCAGCGCUGGGACGAACUCUUCCCACCCUGCCAUGGGGUGCGACUUCAUGAGCAACGUGGACACGGAGCUGCUGGUGCGGCACCACUCGGAGUGCAAGGACCUGCUGAUCGAAGCCCUCAAGUACCACCUCAUGCCGGAGCAGAGAGGGGUCCUCAGCAACAGCAGGACGAGGCCACGGCGCUGCGAGGGGGCCAGCACUGUGCUCUUUGCCGUGGGUGGGGGGAGCCUGUUCGCCAUCCACGGGGACUGCGAAGCCUACGACACGCGGACGGACCGGUGGCACAUGGUGGCCUCCAUGUCGACGCGCAGGGCCAGAGUGGGCGUCGCGGCCAUUGGGAACAAGCUGUAUGCCGUGGGCGGCUACGAUGGCACCUCUGACUUGGCCACAGUGGAGUCCUAUGAUCCUGUCACUAAUUCCUGGCAACCCGAGGUGUCCAUGGGCACCAGGAGGAGCUGCCUGGGUGUAGCAGCGCUUCACGGCCUUCUCUAUGCUGCUGGGGGGUACGAUGGGGCCUCGUGCCUGAACAGCGCAGAGCGGUACGACCCUCUGACAGGCACCUGGACAUCCAUCGCUGCCAUGAGCACCAGGAGACGCUACGUCCGGGUGGCAACGCUAGAAGGCAACCUCUAUGCCGUUGGGGGAUAUGACAGCUCAUCCCACUUAGCCACAGUAGAAAAGUAUGAGCCCCAGAUCAACACCUGGACGCCCAUUGCCAAUAUGUUAAGCCGCCGGAGCAGCGCAGGAGUGGCUGUGCUGGAGGGGAUGCUCUACGUGGCUGGCGGCAACGAUGGGACCAGCUGCCUUAACUCUGUUGAGCGCUACAACCCCAAAACCAACACAUGGGAGAGCGUGGCACCCAUGAACAUCCGGAGGAGCACCCACGACCUGGUGGCCAUGGAUGGGUGGCUGUACGCAGUAGGUGGCAACGAUGGGAGCUCCAGCCUCAACUCUAUCGAGAAGUACAACCCCCGUACCAACAAGUGGGUAGCGGCCUCGUGCAUGUUCACGCGCCGGAGCAGCGUGGGGGUGGCCGUGCUGGAACUCCUCAACUUCCCACCCCCUUCCUCACCCACCCUGUCGGUGUCUUCGACAAGCCUUUGA